Messenger RNA from Trichomycterus rosablanca, 4886 nucleotides. It is a transcript of the gene nrp2b, whose product is annotated as neuropilin 2b. Bases 619 to 3381 code for a protein of 920 amino acids. Gene Ontology annotation, biological process: angiogenesis; axon guidance; vascular endothelial growth factor signaling pathway. The record is from RefSeq and is a predicted model, not a curated record. The transcript is spliced from 17 exons. Gene Ontology annotation, cellular component: postsynaptic membrane; plasma membrane; axon. Lineage: Eukaryota; Metazoa; Chordata; Actinopteri; Siluriformes; Trichomycteridae. Gene Ontology annotation, molecular function: vascular endothelial growth factor receptor activity; semaphorin receptor activity.
CACACACACACACACACGCUCUCACUCCCUCAUACACGCUGCUCAGAGCUCCAGCUCUCACUCACUCACACACUCGCACAGCGGAGGAGCUCUCGGACCCGGACGCGGUCUCUCCGUCGUGCGCACUCAGUCCUCAACGCGCGGCACGGAACGUGAACCCGACCGCGCUUCUUCCUUCUCCAAACGCGCAGUGAGUUUCAGAAGUGAGGGAAGACAGAAGAACAGAGGGGAGAUCCUUGCCUGGAAAAAAAACUCACUUUUUCAUGAACUGCUACUAUCCAUCCUGAGAAAAACCAAACCCGGAGCUGUACGCGCACUCGGUGAUGUUUCCAAACCUGAACCCGGAGCAGAAAGUUGUUUAGGACCAGACGGCUAUCUGAAUACAGUUUGGACAUGUUUUGUUACGUUAGAUUCGACUGACUCGUGUCUGUAUGAAGAGUGAACACUGAGCUCAUCCAUGCUCCUGUGCGCCGAGAAAUAAGCUGCAGAAGAGAGCAAGUCAUCACCAUACUGUGGAUAAACCAGUUUAUUACUGAAGAAAACCAACAAUACGACUCAGCCACUUUCACAUUUUUCCCUUAGAGCCACCUCGACCGGGUGGUGAAAUCCUAAGGAAAGAUGGAUUUAGCCAGCAGACUGUUUGGAUGCUUAUUUGUGUUUUGUUUGUCAUCGCUGGUUUACGGAGAUGAGGAGCCAUGCGGUGGCCACCGAGACGCCAGCGAUGCAGGAUACAUCACCACACCCGGUUACCCACAGGAGUACCCGCCUCACCAGGACUGCCGCUGGACCAUUACGGCUCCUGAACCUUCCCAGCGCAUCGUCCUCAACUUUAACCCUCACUUUGAGCUGGAGAAGCUGGACUGCAGAUAUGACUUCGUCGAGAUCCGUGAUGGCAAUUCAGAAUCUGGAGAUUUACUGGGGAGGCACUGUAGUAACAUCGCCCCACCAGCAAUCAUCUCAUCUGGUUCUGUACUCCACAUCCGAUUCGUGUCUGACUAUGCUCACCAGGGAGCCGGCUUUUCGCUACGCUAUGAAAUCCACAAGACAGGUUCAGACUGCUCCAGAAACUUCACCAGUCCAUCGGGCGUAAUCGAGUCACCUGGCUUCCCUGACAAGUACCCUCACAAUCUGGAGUGCACCUUCAUCAUCGUAGUCCCUCCACACAUGGAAGUCACUCUCACCUUCAUGACGUUUGACCUGGAGAACGAUCCUCUGCAGGGCUCUGAGGGCGAGUGCAAGUACGACUGGCUGGAGGUGUGGGACGGCCUGCCGCAGGUCGGACCCCUGAUUGGACGUCACUGUGGGACCAAGAUCCCGCCUGAAAUCCAGUCGUCCACCGGGAUCCUCUCGCUCACCUUCCACACGGACAUGGCCGUGGCUAAAGAUGGCUUCUCCGCUCAGUAUAACAUGACAGUAAAGGAGGUCAAUGACAAUUUCCACUGCAGCAAUCCUUUAGGCAUGGAGUCAGGCCAGAUCGCCGAUGACCAGAUCACAGCCUCUUCAUCAUUCAGCGAUGGCCUGUGGUUUUCACGUCAGGCUCGCCUCAACUACGACAACAACGCCUGGACGCCUGCCGAGGACACGAGCAGAGAAUACAUACAGGUCGACCUGCAUUUCUUAAAGGUCUUGACGGGCAUCGCCACCCAGGGAGCUAUCUCUAAAGAGACGCACAAAUCCUACUAUGUCACCAGUUUCAAGUUGGAGGUCAGCACCAAUGGAGAGGACUGGAUGGUCUACCGUCAUGGAAAGAACCACAAGGUUUUCCAUGCCAACGCAGACCCAUCUGAGGUGGUUCUGAACAGGAUCCCUCAACCCGUGCUGACACGGUUUGUCCGGAUCAGACCCCAGACGUGGAAGAACGGCAUUGCAUUGCGCUUUGAGCUCUACGGCUGUCAGAUCACAGAUGCUCCAUGCUCAGAGAUGCAAGGCAUGCUCUCAGGACUGCUCCCGGACUCCCAGAUAUCCGCGUCCUCCAUGCGGGACAUCCACGGUUCCAUGGGGGCAGCUCGGUUGGUCGCGAGUCGUUCUGGAUGGUACCCGAGUCCCACGCAGCCUGUAGCCGGAGAGGAAUGGCUUCAGGUGGAUCUGGGCGUCCCCAAGACUGUGCGUGGCAUCAUCACACAGGGAGCCCGCGGCGUGGACGGCAGUACCAGCGCCGAGAACCGAGCUUUUGUGAGGAAGUACCGGCUGGCGCACAGCAUGAACGGGAAAGACUGGAGUAACUUUAUCGACCCCAAGACCGGCCACCACAAGAUUUUUGAAGGGAACACACACUUUGACACACCGGAGAUUCGGCGUUUCGAUGAGAUCGUGGCCCAGUUUAUCCGAGUGUAUCCAGAACGGUGGUCACCACCUGGCAUUGGGAUGAGACUGGAGAUCCUGGGAUGUGAUCUACCAGAAUCCACUACGAUUGCUGAAACUGCCACCCCGACUCUGCCCCAGCAAGAAGAGACCAGUACAGCCCAGAGAACACCAGCUCCCACCACCCUGUCAUCUCUAGGAGGUCUGUGUGACUUCGAGCAGAAUAUGUGCGGCUGGACACACGACCCUACAGGAGAUCUAAACUGGGCAUUGCAGAGUCCCUCCAGUCCUGGACUGGACCUGCCUCUGGGAGCUGACGAUUAUGGCAGUUUCCUGUACCUGGAGGCGAAUCCUAAGACGGAGCAGAGGCGUGCAAGGCUCCUGAGCCCAUAUGUGGGGCCUGAACAGGGUCCGCUCUGCUUGCUCUUUCUCUACCAGCUUUGGGGAGAGGCACAGGGCACGCUGCGGGUCCUGAUUCGCAACGACAAUCAGGAUGAGACCCUGCUCUGGACCCUGAGCGGAGACCAAGGCCUUAAGUGGAAAGAAGGACGCACCAUCCUGCCUCAGUCACCUAAAGAAUACCAGGUUGUCAUCGAGGGCUUUUUUGAGCACGGCAUUCGAGGCCACAUCUACAUCGACAAUAUCCACAUGAGCUCCAGUAUAGAGCUGCAACAGUGCACUGAACCCUUCCCUGCGUUCCCACCUGAGAUGACUGAACACAGACCUAUUGAAUUCGGAAACAAUCCCCAGUUCGAUAACAGAGAACACCUAGACAGAGGUUUCUCGUUCUCAGCCUGGAGCACACCCAUGCCCUCGCGGACACCUCCGGUAACACGCGUCUCCGAGAAGGAAAACGCCUGGCUGUUAACGCUUGACCCCAUCCUGGUCACCAUCAUCGUGAUGAGCUCUCUGGGUGUGCUGCUGGGUGCGGUGUGUGCCGGUCUGCUGCUCUACUGCACGUGCUCCUACAACGGCCUCUCGUCACGCAGCUCCACCACACUGGAGAACUACAACUUCGAGCUGUACGACGGCAUCAAGCAAAAAGUCAUCAACCAGCAGCGCUGCUGCUCAGAAGCAUAAAGACCUGCUGGAACGUUUUGGCCUCUCUACAGCUUAGUCAAAGACUGUGAUUAAACCUCACUCUCCUGCCACGCUCCACUCUGAGCAGAUCGCCGAUUCGUUGAAGCACAUGCUCGCAGCAGAUCGCUCGGCAGGUGUGAAAGAAAAUAUCGACACAUAUCAACUGAACGCCUAUCCCAAAUAUAACGAAGCAAAUUAAGGAAAGUGUAUAUGAGUAUAGAUUUGUAAAGAUAUAAAAAGAUCUAAUGGGAGUUAGAAGUGAGUGGCAUUAGGACUUUGUAGACGGAUCAUUGCUUGUGAAGUCUUUGCCUCCAUUUGUGAAAGACGUGGUCUAGAAGAUUGUGGACAUGUUGUUUAGUUUUAGACCUGUGUCUUUAUGCACAUCUGCUUGAGUUGUUGCUCUGUACCAUAGCCAUCACACCGUUUUACGCUGUGUCAAAUUUCUUGCCAGUCUUAAGCUUACGCUCACGUUCAGUCUGUUUAUGUUGUGCAACAUUGUUUUUUAAAGCGGGUAGAUGAAGAAACAUUUGGACCUUAAAAAGUCUUUGACCCAGUGCAUUAGGUUUAAGUAUUACAGCUCGUCUAUCGUGUUUUGUUUUUUUUAGCAUUUGAUUGUUGGAUCUGUACACAUGGUGAAGCACUGUGUGAACCAUUUCAGAAUUAUUUAUUUGCAACCUAUGGAUUGCGAGGAAAUCGGAGCCACUUGGUUCAAGAGUGUUAGAGACUAAAGAGAAUGGAAGCUAAUUCAUCCACGCGUGGAGAGAACGUCUGCAUUUCCUUCACUUACCCCAUACGCUAAAGGAAAAGAACACAGCACAGAACUACUCUACCGAAGGUGCUAAGAAAAAUCCCAAACCUCUUACACGGACCCACAGCCGAGCCUUAAGUGAACUGUAUUUGGAUGAGAGCCAUUGUAAAACACUAGUUCUUGGAUUUAAAAACUUCAGGAGCUUGGUAGAAUCGGGCCUUAUGCUUUCUUUCAGUUCAGACUGUCUCCUUGUUUUGAUGCGUUGUUGAAAAGUAAAGGUCAGCUACACCACAAAAGCAGGUUUGCUGUAAAACACAAACACGGAUUGAAAUUUCACAGCAUGUUUGUCUCACCAUGACGAGGGAGAGUGAGCGGAAUAAAAACAACACGCUCCCGCCGUCCCGUACAGAGGCAUGCUGGGAGCCGGGGCUCGUAGGUGCACUGAUUAGGAUGUGCCGAAAGCAGCAGCCGAUAAGGAUCGCUCGGAGAGAAAGACGGUGUGUCCAGCUCUGUUGUCACUGAACUUUGUUGACUCUUUUCAAGUGCCUUGGAGCUCUGACCUGUUUAGCUUUGCUGCAGAGCUGUGAAAGUAUUACCUCUUCUGUCUGGGACAGGGGGCCAACACCAAAAGACAUGGACAUCCCGGCACUGGUCAGAUUAUACAGAAAUGUUCUCUUUGUAGACUUUGUACAGAAAAUGUUCUUUUUAUUGUUAUUAUUAUUAUUAUUAUUAUUUAAUAAAGGAUAAAUAAAUAGUA